CUCCUGUCCUGAUAUUCCAGUUUCGGAUCAAUGCCUGGAAAACAGAAAGCAAGUUUCAACACGCGAGAUAUCCCGGAUCGCAGAACCCGAAUUAUGAAACACGUCACGCACACGGGUUGUUUGUUUUCUGAAUGGCGCGACCCUGCUGUCACUCGCAGUUUCGAGGUUGUUUUUUCGGCUGCAAGCUGCGUCCUCCCCCGUGUUUCUGGCGAGUGAAAUGAAUUCAAUGUUACCCCCCCGCCUCUCCUCUCCUCUCCUCUCCUCUCCUCUCGCAGUAUCUCUCCCCAGAGUCUGCGUGAACUGCGUGCUUCGUUAUCUCUACAGCCGACCCCGAGCGGUCUUCUUCGUGUCUCAACCGCUUCUUCAAACUAAAAUAACUGAGUUUAAAACCAAACGCGAAGCAAAACACAACAAGGGCACGCCGGCCCUCAGAAACCCGCUCGGCGCGCCAGGCACAGGGAGGGACGAAACCGGCGCCAUUUGGGAUCGGCGCCGCGGCAGCCUCGCCUCGCAGGACACAGCGCUGUGGAGCCAAGAUGGCGGACUGUAGUGCCCAGUUUCAUACCCUCGGCAGAGGGAGGCCAGCCAGCCAAUCAAUCGCGCAAGAUGGGUUUUUAGAGCGUGUCUGCAGCCAAUGAACGGCGGCGAUAGCCGCUUGGCCCCGCCCCUCGCUUGCUGCAGCGCGCAGAGAUGCCUGCUGCUGGAGGGAGGGGCCGAACUCCAAUCAAAGAGGGGCCGCUGGAGCCACAACUGGGGCCCCGAAUCAAACAGAUUUGAAAGUCUGUUCUGUUCCAGUGCAAUGGAAGAGGAGGCAGCAAGUGUGAGACAAGAGAGACAAGAGAGACUACAGAACCAGCGCACUCUGCUGGAGAGAAGGCAGCAGCGCAGGAGGCAGGAGACUUGCAUGGUUCAGGCCAAUCCUGACCUGAGAGUGAAGAGCUGGAAGCCUAAGAGGGUGGAGGGGGAGGGGGCUGACCUCAUCUCCGAGCCUCCAUUGGAGGAGAUCUCUCUCGCUGACCUCACUCUUGCCUCGACGACCGCUACCACGGAGACCACAGAGAGCCAAUCACAGGCCAGGAAGAACAGGAAGAAGGACAGGGAACAGGAAGCAGCUGACCUUCUAAGAGAGCAGGCGGGCGGGUGGAGGGGAGGGACUGUGCGCCAAGCGGAAACCAAACUGCUCACCAAGAAAGCUGCGGUCAAGAUAGAGAAGAAAUUGAAGCAGCGGGCGGGUGAGGAGACUGGCGCCAUUGCAGCUCUGACAAGAAAAACCUCUGCAUCUCAGAAACCAACAAAGAAACAAAAAUCCCAGUCUGCAUCAAAAAACAGCAAGAAAUCAGGCAAUUCCCAGAACAGAGACCAGUUAAAAGGGCUCGAUGGUCCGGCUGGGUUCGAGGACCCUGUCCCGGAGAUUGGGGGGUCAGAGGAGUGGAGCGAUGAAGAGAAGGGGGAGAGGGAGAAUGGAGACUACCCACAAUCCCCCAUGAAGAAGAAAAAACUACCAGUGAGAGUCAUGCUGUGGGAUGAGAAAGCGCGUGCGCCCAUUAUAGAGAUCGACCAGUUCAAUACUGACCCUCAACCAGAGGAGGCGCUGUUCAGAGAGGCAGCUCAGAAACAGAAGAAGAGGAGUGUAAGAGAGGAGGAGGAGGAAGAAGGCUCUUCUGGCUCGGAGGAUGAUGAGUCGAGAGACUCCUGCAGCCUGGCUCCUUUCAACAGUAAUUCCAAACAUCGAUCUACAGACAGCGAUGCGACUAGCAGGCUGGAAUUCCAGGAUCUGGAGGAGUUUGCCCUAAGGCCAGCUCCCAAAGAAAGGACGGUGUGCUGUAGACUGACCAGAGACAAGAAGGGAGUGGAAAAGGGGAUCUACCCAACAUACUACUUGCACCUGGAGAGAGAGGACGGGAAGAGAGUGUUUCUGAUGGCCGGCAGGAAACGGAAGAAAAGCAAAACAUCGAACUACCUGAUUUCAAUCGACCCGACUGACCUGUCGAGAGACGGGAAGAGUUACAUUGGCAAAGUGAGGUCCAAUGUGAUGGGUACAAAGUUCACGGUUUAUGAUCGAGGUGAGAAUCCGGAGAAGAAACCAUUCGUUAAAGAGAGCGAGACGAUCCGACAAGAGCUCGCAGCCGUCUGCUACAAGACAAAUGUCCUUGGGUUCCGUGGUCCUCGGAAAAUGACCGUCAUCAUUCCAGCGAUGGACCUGGAGGAGAGAGUGACCAUCCGGCCCAUGAACGCGAGGGGCCAGUCUCGUUACGGGGGAGCCCCUCGCCCCCUCUCCACCCUCCCUCUUUCAGCUGAAUACAUUGUGAUGCAGUUUGGACGCGUUGCUGAGGACGUGUUCACCAUGGACUACAGCUUCCCUAUGUGUGCACUGCAGGCCUUCAGUAUCACUCUGAGCAGCUUCCACAGCAAGAUAGCCUGCGAAUAAACAAUCCCUCUCCUCUCCCUCCCCUCCCCUGCCCAUCCCUCUGUCUC
Messenger RNA from Polyodon spathula (Mississippi paddlefish), 2475 nucleotides. RefSeq names its product tubby protein homolog. The coding region runs from base 635 to 2428 and encodes 597 amino acids. The record is from RefSeq and is a predicted model, not a curated record. The transcript has 17 exons. Gene Ontology annotation, biological process: protein localization to cilium. Gene Ontology annotation, cellular component: cilium. NCBI's taxonomy places the organism in Eukaryota, Metazoa, Chordata, Actinopteri, Acipenseriformes, Polyodontidae.